This is a messenger RNA of Pteropus alecto (black flying fox), 2096 nucleotides long. RefSeq names its product uracil DNA glycosylase (gene UNG). Gene Ontology annotation, biological process: base-excision repair; base-excision repair, AP site formation via deaminated base removal. Gene Ontology annotation, cellular component: nucleus; mitochondrion. Bases 101 to 1042 code for a protein of 313 amino acids. NCBI's taxonomy places the organism in Eukaryota, Metazoa, Chordata, Mammalia, Chiroptera, Pteropodidae. The record is from RefSeq and is a predicted model, not a curated record. Gene Ontology annotation, molecular function: uracil DNA N-glycosylase activity. The transcript has 7 exons.
GAGCAUGCGCGGGUGGCUUGGCGCCAAUUGCGGACCGCCAGUCUGAGCGAGCCUCGCGGGUCCCCCAGCGGCGCGCGUUCGCUCUCCCCUCGGCUUCGGGAUGAUCGGCCAGAAGACUCUCUACUCCUUCUUCUCCCCAAGCCCCGCCAGGAAGCGACGUGCCUGCAGCCCUGAGUCGGCGGACCGGGGAACCGGCGUGGCGGCAGUAGCUGAGGAGAGCGGGGAUUCGGUGGCCAGCCCCGCCAAGAAGGCCCGGGCCGGGCAGGAGGAGCCUGGCGUGCCGCCCUUGUCGCCGCUGAGCCCGGAGCAGUUGGUCCGCAUCCAGAGGAACAAGGCCGCGGCCCUGCUCAGACUCGCCGCGCGCAAUGUGCCAGUGGGUUUCGGUGAGAGCUGGAAGAAGCACCUCAGUGGAGAGUUCGGAAAACCGUAUUUUAUAAAGUUAAUGGGAUUUGUUGCAGAAGAAAGAAGACAUUACACUGUUUAUCCACCCCCAGACCAAGUCUUCACAUGGACCCAAAUGUGUGACAUUAGAGAUGUGAAAGUUGUCAUCUUGGGACAGGAUCCAUAUCAUGGACCCAAUCAAGCUCAUGGGCUCUGCUUUAGUGUUCAAAGACCUGUCCCACCUCCACCCAGUUUGGAAAACAUUUAUAAAGAGCUGUCUACAGACAUAGAUGGUUUUGUUCAUCCUGGUCAUGGAGAUUUAUCUGGAUGGGCCAAGCAAGGUGUUCUCCUACUCAACGCUGUCCUCACAGUCCGGGCUCAUCAGGCCAAUUCUCAUAAAGAGAGAGGUUGGGAGCAAUUUACCGAUGCGGUUGUGUCCUGGCUAAAUCAGAAUUCACAUGGCCUUGUCUUCUUGCUCUGGGGUUCCUAUGCUCAGAAGAAGGGCAGUGCCAUCGAUAGGAAGCGCCACCAUGUGCUGCAGACUGCUCAUCCCUCCCCUUUGUCUGUGUACAGAGGGUUCUUUGGAUGUAGACAUUUCUCUAAAGCCAACGAGCUGCUGCAGAAGUCCGGCAAGGAUCCCAUCGACUGGAAGGAUCUUUGACCCCUGACCUGGGGCAAGGGGGUCUUCAGGCAGUUUUCUAGAAACUGUUAUUGAAGUAUUUGUCAGUUACAAAGUUGAAUUGAAAAAAUAAUUUCCCUAGUGAUUCUUAAGUACUCUGUACAAGGGGAAAAAAUUUUGGUAAAGCAGUCAUGAGCCAGCCUGCAUAGAAGUGGCAGCUUUAUCCAGCUGGACACAGCAAAGACUACCCUGUGACCACAUGUCUGCCUUUGCAAACGUGGCUUUGGCUUAGAAUAUGUGUCAAAGUACUUGGAAGAGAGAGAAGGUCUAAUACUCUAGACUCUCCUUUCUGCCGUUACCUUAACGGUUUAAGGGGAAAGAUAAGCACCUUUUUGGUACAGCAAGCUGCUACUUAUUUUUACCUGGUAGGUUAGAUUUUAGGUUAUAAGGUGUUGGGUAUUUUUAUUUGGAAUGCUCCCUUUGCCCAGCCUGGUGGUGUUCCAGUCUUGGCUGGGUUCACUGCCCCUUUGAUCCUUCGCAGAGCCCUCAGGCCCUUCCUUGAAGGAAAUAUGAGGGCAUUUUUUUACAAGUGAACAGAAAUUCAGGAUCAAUUUUCUGAUUGUAGUAGAGGUGAAAAUUCCUAAGGAGCAAUCCUUGUGAAGCUUUGCAGACUGGCAGAGGCUGAGAGAAGUGGGCUGGGCCUUGUUUAUACUGUUCUUCAGGUGUUUCUAGGAUUAAGCCCUGGAAGUUCAACAGGAGGAAGGAGAAAGGGGGAUUUUUUUUUUUUUUUUUUUAAGAGAGGAAAUGCUUUUCUACAUGCAUCCUGAGUUGAAUUUUCAAGGUAGCAUAGUGCCAGAUGCUGUUUUUUUAUGGACUGCAGUUACGCAUAUCUGUUUCUGCAGCACUGGAGAAUUUUGCUCUUUUAAAAAAUACUUAUGCAGGUGUAUAUACGUAUUUUUUUAAAUCCUUUAAGAGACAGUCUUUAUUAGGUCUGUACCUCCAUCCUAAGAUCCUGUUAGAGAUUCUCUUUUGCUGUUAGUGGGGUUUAAGAGUUAACCCUGCUUGAGUUUGGUAAUAAAAGGUUGUUGAACUUUCA